Messenger RNA from Tachysurus fulvidraco (yellow catfish), 2109 nucleotides. RefSeq names its product leucine-zipper-like transcriptional regulator 1 homolog (gene klhdc3l). Gene Ontology annotation, molecular function: protein binding. Gene Ontology annotation, cellular component: Golgi apparatus. Bases 609 to 1844 code for a protein of 411 amino acids. The transcript is spliced from 8 exons. NCBI's taxonomy places the organism in Eukaryota, Metazoa, Chordata, Actinopteri, Siluriformes, Bagridae. The record is from RefSeq and is a predicted model, not a curated record.
CGUAGUUCUUAAGUUAGAUAGUGAAUAAGUUAAACUAAGAUAAAUUCGUUGUGAAAAGCACAAACCACCAUUAUCAAAGCUGUUAUAUUUCUUCCUGAGGUCUAGUAGUCAGUUCUGGUUAACCCUUUCAAAUUUAGUUGUUUCAUUCAAACCUCAAAAACACACACACAAAAAACAGCUUUAUAAAUAACUUAAACGUUCCUGAACAGAAAACUCAGUUGUAUUUAUUGUACACAUUUAAGUAAUGUUUAUGAGUCUCUACAGAAGGGUCCUUGGCUACAACCGAAGGGAUAUAAAUAGCUGACAAAUCAAUCAGAUAUCCUUGUGUAGAAUAGUUUCUUCUUAUCCCUUUAAAAUAAUAUAAAAUGAAUGAAGUUGGGCUAUAAAUGAUGUUAACAUGAACCUAAUAAUAUUAAUUAUUAAGUAAUGCAGUACUUUUGAUAAUGCUAUGGGCAUUUCAUUCUUUAUAUGUUUUUGUGUGUUUUAUAAUCAAGCUGUUUCCCCUAUGACCCUGGUUUAUUAGCUCACAGUACAAUGUAAUAGAGCAAUUUAGUACCACUUCUGGAAGAGAAGUGUAAGUGUACUUAUGACACUCUCACAGACCUAGUAUGAGCAAGAAGAUUGAUUCCUGUCUGUGGACUUCUGUGCCUCAGAGUUCUCCUGCACCAUGUGACCGCUAUAAGCAUGCUAUUUGUGCUUAUAAUGGGAAUGUUUACCUGCUUGGAGGUAGAUGGAAGCACUCAUUAAAAGAUUUCUGGAAAUACGAUGUGGGGUGUAACAAGUGGAUCAAGUUGGACUGUGACAGUGACAAUGCACCUGAUGAACUGGAGGAACACAGCAUGGUGUCUCAUGAGGGUGUCCUCUACAUAUUCGGUGGCUUAAGGGAUUCAGCAUAUUCUGACACAAAAACCCCUCUAUGGUUGUUUGACACAGCUAAAGAACACUGGUUCUUUGUAGAAGAGCAAAGUCCACUUGCUCAGAAUGUGGCACCAGCCAACAGAAAGGGACACAGUGCUGUUGUGUUGGGAUCUUCAAUGUUUAUUUAUGGUGGAUACAUUGACAUGCGAGGGACCUCACAGGAGUUCUGGAAAUUUAACUUAGACUCUAGGUUAUGGUCACUCUUGAGUAUUGCACAAGUGGGUCCUGGACCUCGGCAUAGCCACUCUGCUAUAACCAAUGACGACUGCAUGUACCUGUAUGGUGGUCUGCAAGGUUUGAAGGAGCAGAGAGACCUGUGGAGAUGGAGCUCCUAUGACAAUACUUGGACCUGCAUCAGAACCUUCUCAGGACCCUCUAAACUUAUGGGACACUCAGCUGUGGUGUACAAUGACAGCAUGCUGCUUUUUGGUGGAGGAGAGACCCAGACUGCUCCAACUAACUGCUUGUGGAGUCUCAAUCUUACAACACAUAUGUGGGAGAGGCUGCCUUCAUUGCCUGCAUCCACUGCUCCAUGCCGGAUUCACCACUGCAGUGUGGGUCUUGGUCCUAAAUUCCAGCCGAGACCACCAAAUAAUACCAGUAGUAAAGAUAUCUCAAAAAGUAAGGACAACACAUUCAGACCCUUUAAGAACAAAUGUUUCCCUUCUAGUCCCUUAAACUGGAAGCCUGAGGAGGAUAUAGAGCUACAGAGCCUUUCUGUCAGCUUAAAAAGUACUCAGACAUACGAGAGCUGCCUCACCUUUGAAAACCAAGUUGCUCAAGGGAACAGGUACAGUGAGCACUCAGAAAAUGAAACAGAGGACACUCUGCAGGUCCCAAUGCCUGACUUGCUCCUUGUAGUGGGAGGUAAACCUCUAAAAGACCAAGCUGCCAUUUCAGUGUGGCAAAUGACUCUGGGAGACUAGUAGAGAUAUGUUGAAAAGUUUUAUACCUGCAAAUGCUGCCUUCUCAGAGAGAAAAAUGAAUAGCCUUCAUUGUCCCAUAUGAGGAUAUACAGUAUUUAUUUCUUGGACCAUCUGCUGGUGCAUUAGUGACAUUCUGAUUUAUGAAUCUGAUUUAUGUAGUGUUGUCCUGUGUAUUUGUCCAAAACAAUUAUUUCAGAAAUGUAUGUAUAUAUGUGUGUAUGUAAAUAUAAUGUGUAUAUGUAAAUAAAUGUAAUUACACCUUUCA